AUGCACAAAUUAGUUUCGAAACAAUACGGUAUGGAUAAUCUGCCUGAAGGUGAAAGAUGUGUAGUUGAGACUCAAAAUGGAACCAUUUGUGGAUACAUUGAUAAACGGGAUGAAGGAGUUUAUUAUAAAUUUAAAGGCAUUCCAUAUGCUGAGCCACCCUUGGACAAGCUUAGAUUUAUGCCUCCAAUACCAAUUAAACCCUGGAAAAACACACUUGAUUGUACAAAAGAUGCACCUUUACCUCUGUCAAUAUAUGUGGAUCAAGAAGUUCAAGGGUCCGAGGAUUGCUUGUACUUGGAGGUUUCCUCUCCAAACAUAAAACCUAACAAACCAUUGCCAGUCAUGUUUUGGAUUGGAAGCUGCAAUUUUACAUUUUAUAUUGAUCAUAUUCUAGAUCCAACUCCACUAAAUAAUGGAGAUAUAGUUUUUGUAAGAUGUGGGUUUCGUUUGGGGCCUUUUGGCUUUCUAUCCAUAAAUGAAUUUACAGCACCGGGCAAUGUUGGACUAAAGGAUCUCAUUUUAGCCUUAAAAUGGAUUCAGAAUAAUAUAAGUAAAUUUGGAGGGGACCCUAAUAAUGUAACAGCAUUUGGAAGCAGCACCGGAGGUAUUGAGAAAAGUGACAAAUUUGAAAUUGUCGAAGAAAUGAGAAAACUACCUGCUCAAUAUCUAAUGGAAACAUACACUACAUGGUUUAUAAACAAAUACAAGUGGGAUAAUGAUGUAUUUGAUUCAGUAUUUAAGCCUUGCAUAGAAAGCGAGUUUGAAGGUCAACCUGUUUUUCUGUGCAAAAGCCCAGCUAUAAUACUAAAAUCGGGUAAUUUUAAUAAGGUUCCUAUUAUGAUAGGUAGCAACAAUGUAGAGGCUUUCGUGUUUCAAUUUAUUAAGGAUAACUUUUAUGAGGACUAUGAAAAAUACAAUGAGAACAUACGGCUUUUAGUGCCAAAGUCACUUGCAAAUGUUAACAGUGAUAGUUUGAAAAAAAUUGGCCAGCAAAUACUGUCGUUCUAUUUCAACAGUGCAGAAGGAUUAAAUGAGCACACAAGAGUGCAAUACUUGCAAUUUUUAACUGAUUACUACUUUUUAUACUAUGUUAACAAAACCGUUCAAAUACAUAGCCAAGUUGCUCCUGAUUGCCCAAUAUAUUAUUAUGUUUUAUAUUACGCUGGAGAAUGGUUUGUACCUAAAGAACUAGGCUUUUUCAAUUCUAUAGGCCACGCUGCAGAAGUACCAUUUAUAUUCCAAAUUAAGGCUAAAGACUCAAAGUUCUAUAAAGGUAGUUGUGAUUCCUUAACAACUCGGGAUAGAUUUGUUAAGAUGUGGACAAAUUUUGCAAAAUAUGGGAAUCCAACACCAAAUGAUGACGAUGAACUCUUACAGAUAACCUGGGACCCAGUAGAAAGCGAAAAGAAAUUAAACUUUUUAAGUAUAGGUUCUGAUUUAACUAAAGGCAGAAAUCCAUUUCGCAAACGUAUGGCUUUUUGGGACAACCUUCACCAAGAACAUAUUAUUUUAAAAAUAAUAACACACAUGAGCGAUAUGGGAUUGAGAUUUUAG
Messenger RNA from Leptosia nina, 1554 nucleotides. NCBI's taxonomy places the organism in Eukaryota, Metazoa, Arthropoda, Insecta, Lepidoptera, Pieridae. The record is from the annotation of a GenBank genome assembly.